Molecule: messenger RNA, 1259 nt
Organism: Homo sapiens (human)
Lineage: Eukaryota; Metazoa; Chordata; Mammalia; Primates; Hominidae
Gene: EIF6
Product: eukaryotic translation initiation factor 6
Exons: 6
Coding region: 231-968 (245 amino acids)
Biological process (GO): regulation of reactive oxygen species metabolic process; response to insulin; ribosomal large subunit biogenesis
Cellular component (GO): cytoplasm; intermediate filament; nucleolus
Molecular function (GO): ribosome binding; translation initiation factor activity; ribosomal large subunit binding
Source: RefSeq, marked reviewed
GUGUGAGGGGAACCUGGGAGGGUCAGCUCCGGUCCUGGGUCGGGAGGGGUGGGGGCCAGAGGAUUCAGGGCCGGAGGUUCUGGUGGGGGCCCAGUGGGCGGGACCCGAGGACGGAGGGGCCGGGAGGCCGAGAGGGGCGGGGUCGCGGCGGGGCCUGAGGGACGGAGGCCGGGAUACUUGGGAAAGGAUCCGCCGGCCUUGAACUCCCGCCUCCGCCGCCCCUAGGCCUCAUGGCGGUCCGAGCUUCGUUCGAGAACAACUGUGAGAUCGGCUGCUUUGCCAAGCUCACCAACACCUACUGUCUGGUAGCGAUCGGAGGCUCAGAGAACUUCUACAGUGUGUUCGAGGGCGAGCUCUCCGAUACCAUCCCCGUGGUGCACGCGUCUAUCGCCGGCUGCCGCAUCAUCGGGCGCAUGUGUGUGGGGAACAGGCACGGUCUCCUGGUACCCAACAAUACCACCGACCAGGAGCUGCAACACAUUCGCAACAGCCUCCCAGACACAGUGCAGAUUAGGCGGGUGGAGGAGCGGCUCUCAGCCUUGGGCAAUGUCACCACCUGCAAUGACUACGUGGCCUUGGUCCACCCAGACUUGGACAGGGAGACAGAAGAAAUUCUGGCAGAUGUGCUCAAGGUGGAAGUCUUCAGACAGACAGUGGCCGACCAGGUGCUAGUAGGAAGCUACUGUGUCUUCAGCAAUCAGGGAGGGCUGGUGCAUCCCAAGACUUCAAUUGAAGACCAGGAUGAGCUGUCCUCUCUUCUUCAAGUCCCCCUUGUGGCGGGGACUGUGAACCGAGGCAGUGAGGUGAUUGCUGCUGGGAUGGUGGUGAAUGACUGGUGUGCCUUCUGUGGCCUGGACACAACCAGCACAGAGCUGUCAGUGGUGGAGAGUGUCUUCAAGCUGAAUGAAGCCCAGCCUAGCACCAUUGCCACCAGCAUGCGGGAUUCCCUCAUUGACAGCCUCACCUGAGUCACCUUCCAAGUUGUUCCAUGGGCUCCUGGCUCUGGACUGUGGCCAACCUUCUCCACAUUCCGCCCAAUCUGUACCGGAUGCUGGCAGGGAGGUGGCAGAGAGCUCACUGGGACUGAGGGGCUGGGCACCCAACCCUUUUCCACCUGUGCUUAUCGCCUGGAUCUAUCAUUACUGCAAAAACCUGCUCUGUUGUGCUGGCUGGCAGGCCCUGUGGCUGCUGGCUGAGGGUUCUGCUGUCCUGUGCCACCCCAUUAAAGUGCAGUUCCCUCCGGGCCAUUCUGAAUGUGA